Messenger RNA from Dissoconium aciculare CBS 342.82, 924 nucleotides. RefSeq names its product NAD(P)-binding protein. The transcript has a single exon. The record is from RefSeq and is a predicted model, not a curated record. Lineage: Eukaryota; Fungi; Ascomycota; Dothideomycetes; Mycosphaerellales; Dissoconiaceae. The coding region runs from base 1 to 924 and encodes 307 amino acids.
AUGUUAGUCCUUAUCGCGGGCAUUACAGGAAACCUAGGCCAGCCACUGGCCGAGAGCCUACUCAAGCGCGGCCACCAAGUCCGCGGCCUGGGACGAACGCCGGACAAGCUCAAACCUGGCCUGCGCGAGCGCCUCGAAAGCUUCAUCACCAUCUCCGACUAUGAUGACCUCGCGGGUCUCGGCAAAGGCGUGGUCGGCGUCGACGCGGUCGUCUGCGCCUACGCGCCGCUCCAAAUCCUGCACCUCGAAGGGCAAUUGAUGCUCUGGCGUGCGGCCGAGAAAGCAGGGGUUCAGCGCUUCAUCUCCGCGAGCUGGACGUACGAUUGGCGGAAAAUGACGGUGGGACAGCAUGAGACGUACGAUCCGAUUUUGAUGUUCGCGCGGCAGACGGCGCUCACGAGCGAAAGAUUGAAGCCGGUAUAUAUCUUCAACGGGGUUUUGGCCGAGACGUUGUUCGCGGUUCCCGGACACGGAAAUUUCUCACCUGCACACAACGGCGUCUGGGAUCCCGCCACGAAGGAGAUGCACAUCUGGGGCCCGAAGAGCGUAGUCUGGCAUUGGACGACCGAGGCCGACUGUGCGGAAUUUACGGCGGCGAUCCUCGAGCGUGCGGAUGCUGAGGAGGUGCAAUACUGGUCCGUCUGUUCCGGAGAGGGAACUCUUGAGGAGAUCGCGAACGAGUAUGGUCGGAUCAGAGGCUGCGAGGUGAAGGUCAUCGAAAAGGGCGAUCUUAACGCUCUACGCGAGAAUGCCUAUGGGGCGCGCGCCAAGGGGACUCCGACUUUCUUCUGGAUGUAUAUUGGCUGGUUUUACCAGCUUUUCACCGUAGAUGGGACUUGGCCGCUGAAGAACCUCGACAACGGGAGAUUAGGAGUGAAGACUACCACGCUUGAGGAGUUUUUGGCGCAGAAUCCUACUAUUUAG